AUGCUUCCAGAUUUGGAGAAUAAUGAAUCUAAAGAUUGUUUUCUUUUUGUAUUUAGUUUAGAAGAAAUCGGACACAUACAAUACCACAAAGCAGUAAAACAUAUUUACGUAUCAGCUGAACUAGAAAACCUCAACAUGUCCGGUCCAAUAACAUUCGCGCCAGUUAAUACCUUUCAUUUUGAAAAUACAUUUGCUCCGUUGAGUGGUGAGCGUGUAAUCAAAUUAUAUGAGUGUAACGAAGGAUGUUCAAGCUGUUGUGGACCAAAAACAAAAAUUGCACUUACUGAUCGUAGAAUUAUAGCUCGACACCAACAACCAAAUGUGUGCUGUGCUGAAGGUGCUCACGUUGAUACAAGUAUUUUCUUACGUGACAUCGAGCUAAUAGGCGAAGCUGGUCGAGAAAAACAGAACUCCUGUUUAAUUAUUCUUAUUGCCAUUCUUAGCUGUACAUGGCCUUGCUUAUGUUGUGCUAUGUGCUGUGGUGAUCAACCUAAAGUGCUGCACGUCAAAGGUGGAUUUGGUGACGAAGGAUUGAUCUUCAGUAGAACUGAAAUAAUUACUGCUGCAAACGAUUUAUCAGCAAUGAUUCUACCGUUCAAAAAUUUACAAUAA
Molecule: messenger RNA, 612 nt
Organism: Adineta steineri
Lineage: Eukaryota; Metazoa; Rotifera; Eurotatoria; Adinetida; Adinetidae
Source: the annotation of a GenBank genome assembly